GUCAGAGUCAGAAUGGACACAGAUCUGAACUCCGCAAUCUCCGCCUUCCUGUCAAAUUGUGAGGAUCACCACCUGCUACGGUUGACGCGAUUCUACAUGGAGCGAUUGGAGCAGGCGAUUGAGGAGGGUGUGGAGGGAGUCAGCUUCAUGUUAAUGGGCGAGGAUCACCUCACCGGGCUAGAGUAUCAUAGCGUGACUGAGCUCGCCGAGAAGGGGAACCGAGCAGACGCUUCCAAACUCCUCCUGGAUCUGGUGAUGGAGAAGGGCUCCGGGGCCCGGAAGGUGACGGCCAGGUCGCCUACAUGGACACUGAGCGGGGUUUAUCUGAAGUGCCCAAGCAUCUGAAAGACUUCCUCCCUUUUUUUUUCUCCCAAUGUCAUAUGUACCAAUUUGUGAAAAGACAUCUGGCUGCUCAACAUAUUGUCUGUCCAGAGGCAUUUCGGACCCUGGCACCAAAGUACCAACUUUUUUUUUAUUCGGGAAAAUACGUUGAAUGUCUAUGUUCAUCAGACAACCUAUUUCUCUCCGUCCUAAGAUGUUCGAAGGAAACACAAGGAGACUCUGCGGGCACAAACUGAAACACUGAGAGUGAACACGAUCCUGAUGAGGGAGAAGGUGAAGGUUUUCCAGCUGGUUGAUCGAUACGUUGAGCUCACGGUCAUUUCUACUGUUCGAGAUCGGAGACUGGUGGAACAUGAGCUGUUAGCAAGAGGCAGAGCCCACGAAGAAUUGAGAGAGAAACAUCUCCACAGAGAGCUGGAAAAAAUCCGGAUACAUCAGUUAUUCAAGAGGAGUUUUCUUAAACAAUUUAAAAGACCUAACAUGGAAAAAAAAUCUGGGAUGUCCACAGCGGUGGCCGGCGUUCCAGGGAUCGGAAAAACAACAAUGGUACAAAAGAUUGUUUAUGACUGGGCCACAGGGAAAAUAUAUCAACAAUUCCAGUUUGUCUUCAGUUUCAAAUUCCGCGAUUUAAACACCAUUAACUGCAGAAUAAACAUGAAGGAACUGAUUCUGGAUCAGUAUCCUUACUUUGGGAAUAUUCUGAGAGAGGUCUGGAAGAACCCAGAGGGAUUGCUGUUUAUAUUUGAUGGUUUGGAUGAAUUCAAUGACAGAAUUGAUUUUGCUGACAGCCGGAGAAACACAGAACCUCAGCCCACAUGCACAGAUCCUGAAUUCAAGUGCAAAGUGUCUGACAUUGUGUACAGUUUAAUCCAGGGCAAGCUGCUCCCAGGGUGUUCAGUGCUGGUGACCACCCGCCCCACUGCGUUACAUUUAUUGGAAAAGGCUGAGAUCAGUGUCUGGGCUGAAAUCCUGGGAUUUUCUGGUGAGGAACGGAAAAAAUAUUUCAUCAGGCAUUUUGAAGAUAAAAUGGUGGCGGCAGCUGUUGUCAAACAUGUGAAGGAGAACGAGAUCCUGUACACCAUGAGCUACAACCCCUCCUACUGCUGGAUCCUCGCUCUGGCACUGGGCCCCUUCUUCACACAAAGAGACAGGGACCCCCAGCAAGUUCCCAAGACUAUCACCCAACUGUACUCCUACUAUAUUUACAACAUCCUGAAAAACCACGGCCGUGAGAUUGAGAACCCCCGUGAUGUGUUACUCAGGGUUGGUCAGUUGGCCUUCAGAGGAGUGUCCGGAAGGAAAAUUGUGUUUACAGAUGUAGAUUUGAUCAAGUACAAUCUGCAGCCUUCCCAGUUCCUGUCCGGGUUCCUGAUGGAGCUUUUGGAGAGACAGGAUUCUUCCCGGAGCGUGGUGUACACAUUCCCACACCUCACCAUCCAAGAGUUUGUAGCUUCAGUCGCACAAUUCCUGAAUCCACAUCCCGGGGAUAUCCUGAAAUUCCUCACUGAAGCCCACAACACAACAGAUGGGCGAUUUGAGGUAUUCCUCCGAUUUCUUGCUGGUCUCACCUCCCCAAUGACAACUCGGGGCCUGGAGGAGUUUCUGGGUCCAUUUCCCAAUGAAACAACCUGCCGGGUGAUUGACUGGGUGAAGGAGGAGGUUAAACGUCAGAUUGGAAACACAUGGAGUGAAGCUGGUAAAAGGAGCUUUCUGAACACAUUGCACUACCUGUUUGAGUCUCAGAAUAGUGGACUGGCUCAGGCCGCACUGGGAUCUGUGGAAACACUUUCAUUCAGUGGAAUGACACUGACCCCGAUUGACUGUGCAGUCCUGUCUCAUGUCAUCAGACUCUGUGAUACAAUAAAACACCUCGACCUUGAGAACUGCCUCAUUCAUUGCGAAGGAAUCCAGCGGCUGGGACCCGGGCUGCACAAGUGCCAGGAGUUGAGCCUUGGUUGGAAUAAACUGGGAGAUUCAGAAGUGAAACUGGUGUCUGCAGCUCUGAGGAACACAGAGUGUAAAAUACAGAAACUGAGGUUGGGGGGUGUCAGUCUCACAGAUUCUGGAGCCGAGGAUCUCGCCUCCGCUCUCAGUACAAACCCAUCACUGACGGAGCUGAACCUGAGUGAUAAUAAACUCGGAGAUUCAGGAGUGAAACUGGUGUCUGCGGCUCUGAGGAACCCGGAGUGUAAAAUACAGAAACUGAGGCUGAGUCGUGUCGGUCUCACAGAUUCUGGUGCCGAGGAUCUCAUCUCUGCUCUCAGUACAAAACCAUCACUGAGGGAGUUGAGCCUGGGAUGGAACUCGCUCACAGACCGAUGGGUCCCUGCCCUCCGCCGCUUCAUACUGACCCUCCCGAGUCUGCAGCGGAUAGAGUUGCUGGGGAAUCAGUUUGGAGAGAAAGGGAGGAACGAACUGAGAGCUCUGCAGGAACCCAGACCUGGAUUGACCGUGCAUCUGUGAACAUCAGAAUGUGUUAACAUCACAGGGUCAGACACAGGGUGAAGCUCCUUCCACACCGUCCCAUCACACAUUCCCGGGGUCAAGCACAGUGUGAAACAACCUCACACCAUCCUGUCACAUACUCCCGGGGACAGACUCAGAGUGAAACUCCCUCCACACCGUCCCAUCACAUACUCCUGGGGAUAGACACGGAAGAGGAUGGGAGUGGGCAGAAACGGGCAGGGGGAUACAAAUGGGAAUCACAACCA
This is a messenger RNA of Hypanus sabinus (Atlantic stingray), 3053 nucleotides long. Its product is annotated as NACHT, LRR and PYD domains-containing protein 3-like. The record is from RefSeq and is a predicted model, not a curated record. The coding region runs from base 604 to 2805 and encodes 733 amino acids. Gene Ontology annotation, cellular component: cytoplasm. Lineage: Eukaryota; Metazoa; Chordata; Chondrichthyes; Myliobatiformes; Dasyatidae. Gene Ontology annotation, molecular function: protein binding. The transcript has 9 exons.